Rhagoletis pomonella (apple maggot) is the source of this 1794-nucleotide messenger RNA. RefSeq names its product nucleolin-like. Bases 171 to 1634 code for a protein of 487 amino acids. The record is from RefSeq and is a predicted model, not a curated record. Lineage: Eukaryota; Metazoa; Arthropoda; Insecta; Diptera; Tephritidae. The transcript has 6 exons.
AUUUUGUGUGCUCAUUGCUGUGGCGGACGCUUUGGUGAAAGCAUUUAUUAUAUUAUUCGUGUAUUAGCCGGGAGCUGGUAACGCCCGACGGUUUAGCGGACAAAGGUGGCAUCCGCUUGGGUGACAUCAUACUGGAAAUAAACGAGGAGGACGCCACGGAGUUGACACUUAUGCAGGCACACGAGAAAAUUGAAACUUCCGGCAAGAAAAUCCAUUUCCUAGUGAAGAACAUGGAGGAGGAUCAGGAUUUCGAAUUGGGCGAGGAAAAGUCGAUUGUGCUGCGUGUGCCGAAGCCGGCGCCACCGCCGAGAGUAAAAUCGGCUGCUUCAAUUGAAGCUCGUCUGCGCGAAAUGCAGCGAAAAUUGUCGGAAAUUGCGGAAAUACCGAAAAUACUCUCCUCCACACUCGCCACCGUUUCGCAAACGUUUGAAAUAUUAAAGCCCAAUGAUUUGCAGCAACAACAACUGCUACAGCAGUGCCAACAGCAACGCAAGUAUUCUUACGAUGAGGAUGCACUGGAUUACGAGUUAAGUGGCGCCAGCACUGUGGAACGUCUCAAGUUGAAGGCGAAGGGAAAAGCAAAGGCCAACGCUGCCGCUAUAACCGCUUUCACACUGAACGAGGUAAGGCUGGAGCACUUGCCAAAGGACGCAACGCCGGAAUCGGAUUAUGCAUCGGAAGGCAAUUACGAGUCAAAUGAGGCAGACACGGAUGAUGAUUAUGGGGAUGGCGAAGAUGGCGACGAAGAUGGUGGCGGAGCCGAUAUUAGCGAAGCAAGUGAUGAGGAGUCGGACGGGAAAAGUACUUACACUUUCGCUCUAACCGGAAUUGAUGUUAGUGACGUUGAUGCCGCUGAAACUGCUCAAUAUUCAUAUGUAACGCGAAUGAGGCCGGCAAAGCUAAAGCAGCAGAAAAUGCAGCGAAAGCAACAACAAAAUGCGCAAUACCAGCGCGGCAAUGUCAAUGUCAGUGCCGUUAUAGGUGUAGGAGUAGGCGGCGCUGCUGAUAUGUCACGGAUGCGGUAUGAAUCUAAAGAUUAUGACGAAGAUGAUGAUGACGACGACGAAGGCGAAGGCGAGGAGGAUACGGACGACGAUGUUGUAACAGCCAGACUUGUUGCCGGUGACUGCGGUGACAGUGAUGACGAAACUGCUGAGGAUGAUUAUGAUGACAAUGACAACGAUGGCGCCAACAAUCGCAACCGUAACGAUGAUGACGAGGAUGAUUUCUUAACCACUACAUACACCUGGAAUUUGCGCAAAAUACCCAAGCUACAGUUGAAUGAUGAAGAAAAACAAUCUUCCGAUGAAAGCAAUUCAGUCAAGGAUCAGAUUGAUAUGGAUGACACUGAUGAGGAGAAACCAAAUAAGAAAGCGCGUUGGUGCCAUGCCGACUACGAUGACUUGCAACAAGAAAAACAUCGCAAGCAAUGGGCUGCGGAUGAGGUCGGAAAGGAGAAGAAAUUCUCGGAGAAAUUGGAGCGUUCCUGGCCCUGGGCUGAUCGAGAGAAAAUCAUUUACAAGCAAUCAACUUGUCACCUGGUUCGUCGACGACCAUUGGGUUUGGUGGAGCAGCGCAUCAAAUUAUUGGCUAAACAGAAUCUCAGUGGCAGCUUGGAAAAACAGCUGCAUUGAAAAUAAAUUACUUAUUGCCAUGCCGCACGCGUGACAGGAAGUUUAUUGGCAUUGUGGGUGCGAGACCAGCUGCCAAAUGUAUUGGAAAUUAGUUUUGUCGACAGAUUGAUUUGUCCUCUUCUCCUGCCAUUUGAACUGCCAUUUAUAUUGAAUUUUCAAU